GCGGUCUGGUUUGUGUUAUUCAUUUUCAUCUGUGCAUGUGAAUGGUUAAUGGCUCUGACUGGAAAGUGGUUUGCCGAGUGCCUGUAUUGCUUUGCUGGCAGGUUAUGAAAUACUGCAUUACCUUCUGUCUGAGUUCAAAGGUUGCUUAAGUCCAGUGAGUGCAGGGCAGGGCUGGAUUUUGAAAGAAAGAUGGAGCACAUCUCUUCCCCUCCACUGUCCAAUGUUGCCAUUUGCGGAGGCACCCAUGGAAAUGAGUUGACAGGGGUGUAUGUGGUGAGGGAAUUGCAGAAACAGAAGAUAAAUCAAGCUGGAUCUGUUUCUAUAACCACUGUCCUAUCAAAUCCACGGGCUGUGGAUGCUUGCCGAAGAUACACAGAAACAGAUCUCAACCGUUGUUUUACAUCUGCCUUGCUAAGUUCUCCAAUAACAGACUCUACACCGUAUGAGCUGAGGCGAGCUCAAGAGUUGAAUGCUCAGCUGGGGCCUAAAGGAAGCCAAGAAGCUGUGGAUCUGCUCCUUGACCUCCACAACACCACUGCCAACAUGGGAAUGAGCUUAAUCCUUUACUCCUUUGACUGGAUCCCCUUGCACAUUUACAAAUACAUGAAGAGCAAGAUGACCUCUGCACCUGUGAGAGCAAUCCAGCUGUAUUUAUCCAAUGCUGAUGCUUAUUCCCUGGAGUCAGUGGGCAAACAUGGCUUCACGAUAGAGGUCGGUCCUCAACCCCACGGCGUGCUCAGAGCUGAUGUCUAUCACUUGGUGAAAGAGGGAGUGGAUCUCACGAUAGAGUGGCUUCAGAAAUUCAACACUGGAAGCACUUUUGAAGGAGGUGAAGUGGAAGUUUACAUUUUUGAGAAGAGUGUAGACUACCCGAGGGAUCCUACAACUAAUGAGAUUACAGCUGCCAUUCACCCUGAUCUGCAGGAUAAUGACUUCAAGCUUCUAAAACCAGGCGACCCCACAUUCUUGUCAUUUUCUGGCGAGACGGUGAAGCACGAAGGAGAGGAACUCUACCCUGUCUUUGUAAAUGAAAGUGCCUACUAUGAGAAAAAGAUUGCUUUCCAUUUAGCUAAGAAGGGAACUUUAACCCUCCCGUCUAUAAGUGUGAAGAAGGACUGAGAGUACAGACAGAAUGAGUACACAAUGUGGCUGAGACUUUCAAUUCUAAAUAAAGGAAUAAAACAUUAAUGCGUAAAUGACAUGUAUAAUCAUGUUUUAAUCAUUUUAAAAGACAAAAUGUGCAAACUUAUGCAAUAAUGAUUAGACAUUCUACAGGCUAUUAGAUGAUUACCUCCUCAUCCUGUUUGGCAAUCUAAUAUAGCAGCUCUGCAACCCAACUACAUCUAUGAGGCUUAAAGAAAAAGGUUGUGUGUGAUACCAGAGUUGUUUUUGCACCAAAUUGAAUGAUAUUGUACAAGUGCAA
Plectropomus leopardus (leopard coralgrouper) is the source of this 1423-nucleotide messenger RNA. RefSeq names its product N-acyl-aromatic-L-amino acid amidohydrolase (carboxylate-forming) B-like. The record is from RefSeq and is a predicted model, not a curated record. Gene Ontology annotation, cellular component: cytosol. Gene Ontology annotation, molecular function: aminoacylase activity; hydrolase activity, acting on ester bonds. NCBI's taxonomy places the organism in Eukaryota, Metazoa, Chordata, Actinopteri, Perciformes, Serranidae.